AUGGCCGAUCGUCAUGCCAUAGAAAGCUACGAGCACGAAUUGCUUGCCGAUGUCGCCAAGUAUGGGCAUGACUUUCUCAUUAACGAAGAAGUUGCGGACCACGAUGAGCUUCUGUACGAACAGCAGGAAGACCGUGCAGAUAUUGAUCAAGACGAAUCAUCUGGUGCAGACGCUCUCGACUCUGUAUCUACACCAUCCCCACGUACAACAGCUAAGUCAGCCCAAGCCUCUCUUUUUCGACUUCCCAUUCUCCUGCAGCUCAUGAGGAAUGUCUUCAUGAACAACGGUGAGCAAGAGCAUCUAAACUGGAAUCAUACAAAACCCAUUCUCGAAGACUCUAGCGAGCCAGCCAUUUACAAGAGUGCGUUAGAAGACCUGACAACCAUUGCCGAAAACCUCACUCGGCGCCUUGUUCAAGCUGCGAUCUUCCAGGCGAUGACACGUCUGCGAGCUGGAGACUCUAGCCGCUCCGACUGGACUCCGCUGGCUGCGAUCAGAGAAGUGGAUGUUCACCAGGCUGUCGAUCUGCUUGGCAUGAAACCAGAAUGGCACCGAUAUUGGGCCGACGUCGUAGAGCGGAAUCGUCUGGCAGUGUACAGCGACUCUAAGAGAUACCAAGAUGGGCGCCCAGGGAAAAAGUUCGGAUAUCGACUGACUUCCAAAGAGGUUCGUAGAGAGCUUGUCGAUGAGCUCGAUGUAACGUCUGAGUGCAGCGACCACGAGAAUACGAAUGUGUUUGCAGAGGACAUCGCGGAAUUCAUGGAAGAUAGCGACCUCUUCACAGAAGAUGACGCUCAUUCUGAUCAUACCUCUGAGGCCGACAAUGGCAGCGAUUCGGAGCCAGGCUCACCCAGACCUGGAUCAAGGAAGCGAAAGCGUGCUUUGAGUCCUGGAGAGUUCGCUCGAGCCGAAGACAAUUAUCUGGAGGCCAUGGAUCAGAGCAGCAGCAGGCAGGGAGAGCUGCUGCUUUGGAGAAGCCUUCGUUUAGACCCUCAUCAAGAACUCUUGAACCAGAAACCAUAUGAUCAACAGGCUCCACGUGCUCGCACGGAGCCAAGCAAAGCAAAUUCGUGGCGAGACACGGUCGAAUACGUUGAUGACUGGGAGCUUGGCGUCGGCGUUCCUAAGGAAUCCCAUUUCCUUACCAUGGGUCGAGAGGGCCGUAGAGGCAUGCCGAAACCCGGCAAUCGAGCACGCGUCCCCACAGCCUCGAUCUUCAGUCUUAUCCACACAGUAUGUACGGCGUCGGGAUCAAUUGCCGACACGGUUAAGGCUAAGGCGAGAGCGAGAGUGAUGGUCGUCGCUCGAAUAGCUCUCGUGGCUCGCUCGCUGGUCGCGGCUCGGUCGGUGGUGGAUCAGUCGGUGGUGGAUCAGUCGGUGGUGGAUCAGUCGGUGGUGGAUCAGUCGGUGGUGGAUCAGUCGGUGGUGGAUCAGUCGGUGGUGGAUCAGUCGGUGGUCGUGGAUCGUUGGUGGUCGUGGCUCGCUGCCGGAAUACGUUUAGCGCUAUUCGAGAUCUCAUUCUAG
Pseudocercospora fijiensis CIRAD86 is the source of this 1524-nucleotide messenger RNA. RefSeq lists its product as uncharacterized. The coding region runs from base 1 to 1524 and encodes 507 amino acids. Gene Ontology annotation, cellular component: RNA polymerase I upstream activating factor complex. Gene Ontology annotation, biological process: nucleolar large rRNA transcription by RNA polymerase I; transcription initiation at RNA polymerase I promoter. The record is from RefSeq and is a predicted model, not a curated record. Gene Ontology annotation, molecular function: rDNA binding; RNA polymerase I general transcription initiation factor activity. NCBI's taxonomy places the organism in Eukaryota, Fungi, Ascomycota, Dothideomycetes, Mycosphaerellales, Mycosphaerellaceae. The transcript is spliced from 5 exons.